GAGAAGGAGGAGGAGAGGAGAAGGAAGGGGCCUCUGGUGAAGGCAGACCCGGCUCUGGCUGCGAAGGAGAAGGAGAAGAAGGCGCCCAGGGCUGAGGAGAGAGAGAGAGAAGGGGAGGGAAGGGAAGGAGCGACGUCGUCUAGGGCUCUUUCCCCGGCGUCCCUCGCUUUCCAACGCGGAGAGGCGGCUCCUGCUCCGUCCUCGGUCUGUUUCUUCUCAGCCUGGAGGCUCUCCCCCUCUGCCUCUGCCUCCAUGGAGGGGCGGCCGAGGCCCCGGCGGCGAUGAUGAAGGGAGACGCCGCCGCCGCCGCCUGAGGGAGGGAGGGAGGCAAGUAGGGCGCCACAGGUGCCGAGAGGAGAGCGGGAGCAUGGCGGCGCUGGAGAAGGUCCCCUCGGUCCUCGAAGUGUUCUUGAUAACUAUACUGGUAGUGGAAGGGAUUGCUGUGGCUCAAAAGACUCAAGUUGGGCAGAAUAUUGGAAGUAACCGCAUGGCAUCUACCCAGUGUAGUGACUGGGUACGAACAAGCAAUGGAGGCCACUUUGCUUCACCAAACUUUCCUAAAUUCUACCCACCCAACCAGGAGUGUGUCUAUAUUUUAGAAGCUGCCCCACGCCAAAGAAUUGAAUUGACUUUUGAUGAUCCAUACUACAUAGAGCCUUCAUUCGAAUGUCGGUUUGAUCACCUAGAGGUUCGAGAUGGACCAUUCGGUUUCUCGCCACUCAUCGAUCGAUACUGUGGUCUAAAAAGUCCCACCUUAAUUAGAUCAACAGGCAGAUUUAUGUGGAUAAAGUUUACUUCAGAUGAAGAACUAGAAGGAGAAGGGUUUAAAGCAAAGUAUUCAUUUAUACCAGACCCUGACUUCACAUACCUAGGAGGUAUUUUAAAUCCCAUUCCAGAUUGCCAAUUUGAGCUCUCAGGAGCUGAUGGGAUAGUACGGUCCAGUCAGGUAGAACAGGAAGAGAAAACAAAGCCUGGACAAGCAGUGGACUGCAUAUGGACAAUUAAGGCUACUCCAAAUGCCAAGAUUUAUUUAAGAUUUCUAGACUAUCAAAUGGAACAUUCAAAUGAAUGCAAGAGAAACUUUGUGGCUGUGUAUGAUGGAAGCAGUUCUAUUGAAAACUUGAAAGCAAAGUUUUGCAGCACAGUGGCAAAUGAUGUUAUGUUACAAACUGGAAUUGGAGUGAUACGGAUGUGGGCAGAUGAAGGCAGUAGAUUAAGCAGGUUCAGAAUGCUCUUCACAUCAUUUGUAGAUCCUCCCUGCUCAGGUGGCACUUAUUUUUGCCAUAGCAACAUGUGCAUCAAUAAUUCUCUUGUCUGCAACGGCAUUCAAAACUGUGCAUAUCCUUGGGAUGAAAAUCAUUGCAAAGAAAAGAAGAAAACAGGGUUAUUUGAACAAAUAACCAAAACUCAUGGAACAAUAAUUGGGAUUACUUCAGGGAUUGUCUUGGUUCUUCUCAUCAUUUCAAUCCUGGUUCAGGUCAAGCAGCCUCGCAAGAAGGUGAUGGCUUGCAAAACUACUUUCAAUAAAACUGGCUUCCAGGAGGUUUUUGAUCCUCCUCAUUAUGAGCUGUUUUCACUGAGAGACAAAGAGAUUUCUGCUGACUUGGCUGACCUCUCUGAAGAACUUGAAAACUACCAGAAAAUGAGGCGUUCUUCAACAGCUUCAAGGUGCAUCCAUGAUCAUCAUUGUGGCUCCCAAACUGUGACAGUAAAGCAAAGUAGGACCAACCUCAGUUCAAUGGAACUUCCUUUCCGCAAUGAUUUUGCACAACCACAGCCAAUGAAGACCUUUAAUAGCACUUUCAAAAAAAGUAGCUAUACUUUCAAGCAGGCUCAUGAGUGCCCAGAGCAGGUGAUAGAAGACAGGGUGAUGGAAGAGAUUCCUUGUGAAAUCUAUGUGAGGGGUCGGGAGGAUGCUGCUCAGGGUUCAUUAUCAAUUGACUUUUAGCCUCCUUUUAAAGGUUGAAAUGUGUGUGUGUACAUAUAUAUAUAUAAUUCAUGUGUGUAUACAAUAAUGUACCAUAUGGAAUUUGAUGGAGACGUAAGUAUUCAUACUUUCUUAAAAGCUUGUUUAAUUACUUCCCCCCAAAGCUAUUCUCCUCAUAAACCACUCCUCCCGUUUGAAUAGGCCAACUGGUUGAAGAAAAAUACAGUAGGUUUUGCAUGAGACUUCAACUACCUUUUAUUUAGGGGGAGAAAACUACAAACCCAAAAUAUAAAACCUCUGGUCACUGACAGCAUAUAUUCUCUACCUUGGUUCAUAUCAUUUUUCUUCUUUCAGGUACUCUUCCAAGUCAGAACCUUAAUUACUUUAGUUAUAAAAAGAAGCAAGUGGGCAUGGGCACAGGAGUAUUUAUAAUAUUUGUUCAAAUUUUAGCUACAGUCACUGUGGUAAGUGCCAAUUAAGACUCAAAUAAGUGACAAUACAUCCAUUUGGUUCAUCUUGACUGAUUUUAUAUUGCCUUUCUAAUUACCGACUCCUUAAAAACCAAACCUAAAGCUUUCUUUUCCCGCAAACAAACAGUAGAUGGGGUGCUUGUGCUGGUAACUUGGGUCCAAUGUUGUAAGUACAGCAUACCAGUACACAACUUUUGUACAAGU
Molecule: messenger RNA, 2601 nt
Organism: Sceloporus undulatus (fence lizard)
Lineage: Eukaryota; Metazoa; Chordata; Lepidosauria; Squamata; Phrynosomatidae
Gene: NETO2
Product: neuropilin and tolloid like 2
Exons: 9
Coding region: 368-1948 (526 amino acids)
Molecular function (GO): protein binding
Source: RefSeq, a predicted model, not a curated record